CGGUGUAUGCUGGUAUUCUUCAGCCGCCACUGUUUUCGUUAAUCUUUCCAGAUUAUUUCAACUAUGCCGCCAUCGGUUCAAUAAUUGGACAUGAGAUCGUACACGCAUUUGACAAAAGCGGAAGCUUGCUAGAUGCAGACGGCAAUCCUAGAAACUGGUGGGACGACGAUGACAAAGCCGAGUACCUUAACAAGACGCAGUGCUUUAUCGAUCAGUACUCGGGGUUCUACCUUGAAGAAGUUAACAUGACGAUCAAUGGAACUCUAACAGUUGGAGAAACACUGGCCGAUGCAGUUGGGCUCAAGAUGAGUUAUAGUGCCUACAAAGAGGAGGAGAAAAGGAAAGGAAGACAACCCACUCUUCCAGGACUCGACCUAAACCAGGACCAGCUGUUCUUUCUCUCCUUAGCUCAGGUAUGGUGUGCCAAAGAAGCACCGUUAUUUGUCAAAUAUGUUGUGCUAUAUGACAAUCAUCCUCCGGGAAAAUUCAGGUUGAUUGGGCCAUUACAAAAUUCAGAAGACUUUGCCAAAGCCUACAACUGCCCACGUGGCUCUUACAUGAACCCAGAAAAGAAAUGCAGCAUGUGGUAG
Candidula unifasciata is the source of this 590-nucleotide messenger RNA. The record is from the annotation of a GenBank genome assembly. NCBI's taxonomy places the organism in Eukaryota, Metazoa, Mollusca, Gastropoda, Stylommatophora, Geomitridae.